UAGCAUUGGUCUUGAAAAUGGGUCCCGCCUUUAGGUGAAGAAUAGCAUGAAGGAUUUGAGUGUUAUACAAAGCUUUCCUGAAUGAGUUCCUAAAACAAAAAACAAACAAAAGAACCAAGUUGGGUUCUUUCACGCGUCUUCAACUACGGAACUAAUGCUAUCAUGCAAUGCGUCGUCGUAUUAUCAAACCAGCAUUCCACAUCCCCAUCAUCCACCGUCAACUUCAAAGUUCACCUGACGUCUAUGCUAAAGUCGUUGAGACGUGCGGUCGUGAUAGAGAGUUGCAUUUGGGAAGAGUCCUCCAUGCUCACCUGAUGAUCAACGGCUUGGCCCGUCUCACCCACUUUGCCACCAAGCUCAUUGCUUUCUACAUUGAUUGUGGCAGAACAGCCGACGCUCGAAAAGUGUUCGACAAAAUUCCCCAAACGAAUAUCCGCCGAUGGAUUGUCCUCACUGGGGCCUAUGCUCGACGUGGGUUUUACCAGCAGGCGCUGGUUCUGUUCUCAGAGAUGCAGAGUGAGGGUCUGAGGCCAAAUAUUUUCGUUAUUCCCAGCAUUCUCAAAGCUUGCGGUCACCUUUCUGACAUACGAACUGGCGAGAAACUACAUAAUGUGGUCCUCAAGUAUUCGUUUGAAUUCGAUGCUUUUGUCAGUAGCGCACUGAUUGAUAUGUAUGCAAAGAGUGGACAGGUAGAAAAGGCACGCCGGGUCUUUGAUAUGAUGGUGGAGAAAGAUUUGGUUGCGCUGAAUGCAAUGGUUUCGGGUUACGCUCAACAUGGAUUGCCUGAAAAAGCUUUAGCCUUGGCCCAAAAAAUGCAAUCAAUGGGAGUAAUUAAGCCUAAUUUAAUAACUUGGAACACUUUGGUUGCUGGGUUUUCUCAGAAGGGUAAUGAAGAAAUAGUCUGUGAACUUUUCAACCGGAUGCAAGUUAAUGGAGUUGAGCCUGAUGUUAUUUCUUGGACUUCAGUCAUAUCUGGGUUUGUGAAAAAUUUUCGAAACCAUGAAGCUUUCGAUACAUUUAAGAAAAUGUUGAAUCAUGGUUUCCGUCCAACUUCAGCAACGAUAAGUAGUCUCUUGCCUGCUUGUGCAGCAGCGGCAAAUGUAAGGCGUGGGAAGGAGAUUCAUGGGUAUGCCUUGGUGAUUGGAGUUGAAGAUGAUGUAUUUGUGAGGAGUGCUCUGGUUGACAUGUACACGAAAUGUGGAUUCAUAUAUGAAGGGAAGACAUUGUUUUGCAGGAUGUCUGAAAAGAACACAGUCACUUGGAAUUCAAUGAUUUUUGGUUAUGCCAAUCAUGGGUAUUGUAAUGAAGCAAUCGAGCUUUUCAACCUGAUGAGAAAGGAAGAUGAAAAGAAACUUGACCACCUAACUUUUACAGCAGUUCUCACUGCUUGUAGCCACGCCGGAAUGAUUGAACUUGGACAAAGUCUGUUCCAAUUGAUGCAGGAAACAUACAGGAUCAUACCGAGACUAGAGCAUUAUGCAUGCAUGGUAGAUCUUCUUGGUCGAGCAGGGAAACUUAUAGAGGCAUAUGAUAUGAUCAAGGCAAUGCCAAUUGAGCCAGAUCUGUUUGUUUGGGGAGCAUUACUCGGAGCAUGUAGGAAUCAUGGGAAUAUAGAUCUUGCUGAAGUUGCAACUAAGCAUUUGUUAGAACUAGAGCCGGGAAGUGCAGGAAACAAUUUGUUGUUGUCAAAUUUAUAUGCUGAUGCUGGCAGCUGGGGUAAUGUUGCAAGGCUGAAAAAGAUGAUGAAGAGAAGAAAACUAAAGAAAUUUCCAGGCUGCAGUUGGAUAGAAGUCAUCUGAUACAUUAGAAUGGGCACAAAAAAGAUUUCAAUGGUGCUUAUCAAAGUGCAGGAAGAAUUCCAGAUGUGUUCUGCUACUCGUAGCUUUUGUUCUUGAAUAUUAUCCCUUUGAAGUUUCUUGAAUAUCCCUUUGUAAUAUGUGCUGUCCCUUGCCGUUUUGAGUUUUCAUAAUAGAACCUUCAAAGAUAAUAGCACAACCUCAAGCUGCAACGUUUUGUCUACCCAAUCCUAGCAGGACAAUAUUUGGACUAUGACUGUUAUAGUUGGAGUUAGGCUGACAAAGUAAGAAACAAAGAAUGUGAAACUGGAGGGGUAAAUUUUUUAUGUUUAAACAGAUUUACAACAGAUGAAAUACUUCCUUGUGUAAGCUGUAUUUCAUGAAAAACAAGAAAUAGAAAGUAUGGAACAGAAUAAAUAUGUAGCAGAAGAUUGCCUUUAGUGUUAACGAUGAGAAGCUGUUAGAAGCAGGAUAAAACGGCUUACAAGAGAAUGUGAAGAGCUUUCAAAGAAAAGCAGCACUAGUUGGAUGGUAUACUGAACUGGCUAUUUAGAUCAUAUGACCUCUUAACAAGGUAGUCCAUUGGAAGUCUCAAUCCUAACAAUGGUGUGUAUUAUGGAAGACAUGCAAUUCUCAUACACAAGAAGUACAGUCCAUUUUGGUGUAAAGUCAGUUUGCUGGUUAACUACAAAUAAAAGAGGAUUAGGAUUAUUCUGAUGGUUUCCUAUUAAUAACUAAUAACGCAUUUAGAAGUUGUUUGGUUGCUUUCGCUCCUUGCUUAAAAUCUUAUACUUUCACUUCUUGCUUAAUAUCCCAUAUGAGUUCAUCGCCAUUUUAUCUCUUUCAUCUAGAUUGAAGAAGCUAUUGGCAACAGUGGCAAUGUCUAAAGACCAAAUUGCCCAGCCCCAAUAUCCAAAAAUUAAAAAUUAAAUUAAAUAAAUAAAAAUAUAGAGAAUGCUAACUGAAGACCAUCAUAUUGUCAUGCCACAUCACUGCUUCCCAGAAAACGAUUAGCUACGCAACAUGCAAAUUUAAAACCUAGCCAGAAUACAACCUCAUAUAACUUACCAUUGUCCCAAGCUUUGCUCACUCCUGUUUUGAAACAAAGCAUUAACCAAUGUAAAAGUUUGUCCUAAACCUUAAAGCAUGUCAGAACAGAACAUAUAUUACAGGAUUUCCAUCAUUGAGGACUCGCACCUUACACACUUCAAUGAAUAUGUUACAUGUAUGUCCUUUUCUGUGAAGAAUUCUAAAGGAAAGUGCAUAACCUUACGGUCCUGAAACACUUAAACAGAACCACGAAGUAAUGCUGCCUUUAUUUAGGUUAAACAAUCAGGUAUCGACCAUUACAAACUACUUUUCUGAAACCAUUAUAACAAAAGCCUCAGGCAGAAGAGUCCAGGCAAACUGUUAAAUACAUUAGGACUUGGGUAUAGAAGCCUUUUAUCCAAGUUCUUCAAUUCAUUUAUUUUCUGUAAUUCCUCUAUAUCCAGCCGGGUAGACCCAAUCAGCCUCUCUUGUCCUUCCAUGUCUUGUCACAACACAGAUAUGGUGAAUCCGCUAAUAACCAGUCCUAAAUAUUGAGCCUUCUAUAUUUUGAAAAGUUGGAAAGCAUUUCUCACCUG
Ziziphus jujuba (common jujube) is the source of this 3421-nucleotide messenger RNA. Its product is annotated as pentatricopeptide repeat-containing protein At5g59600. The record is from RefSeq and is a predicted model, not a curated record. Gene Ontology annotation, molecular function: protein binding; RNA binding. The coding region runs from base 168 to 1799 and encodes 543 amino acids. Gene Ontology annotation, biological process: RNA modification. NCBI's taxonomy places the organism in Eukaryota, Viridiplantae, Streptophyta, Magnoliopsida, Rosales, Rhamnaceae. The transcript has a single exon.